This is a messenger RNA of Phalaenopsis equestris, 673 nucleotides long. Its product is annotated as adenylate kinase 4. Bases 110 to 673 code for a protein of 187 amino acids. Lineage: Eukaryota; Viridiplantae; Streptophyta; Magnoliopsida; Asparagales; Orchidaceae. Gene Ontology annotation, molecular function: ATP binding; AMP kinase activity. Gene Ontology annotation, biological process: nucleobase-containing compound metabolic process. The record is from RefSeq and is a predicted model, not a curated record. The transcript is spliced from 4 exons. Gene Ontology annotation, cellular component: mitochondrion; cytoplasm.
AAAAUUACAUCCGACCCGAGGUACGAGCGCCAUGAAAUAGUGGAGACAGAUAAACGAUAUGCAAAGCACUCAGACUGCCUGAAUUCCUCUUCGAUCGAGAGCGGUGGAAAUGGCGAGCGGAGGAGAGAGCGGCGUCAGUCUGGAGGAUGUCCCCUCUUUGGAUCUGAUGGCGGAGCUCCUCCGCCGCAUGAAGUGCGCGUCCAAGCCUGACAGGCGCCUCAUCCUCAUUGGUCCACCUGGAUCUGGAAAGGGUACUCAGUCCCCAAUUAUAAAGGAUGAAUAUUGCUUGUGCCAUUUGGCCACUGGUGAUAUGUUGAGGGCUGCCGUUGCUGCUAAAACUCCUCUUGGCAUUAAAGCUAAAGAAGCUAUGGAGAAGGGAGAGCUUGUUUCUGAUGAUUUGGUUGUGGGGAUAAUUGAUGAAGCCAUAAAAAAGCCAUCAUGUCAAAAAGGCUUCAUUCUUGAUGGAUUCCCUAGAACAGUUGUUCAGGCUGAAAAGCUUGAUGAUAUGUUGGCUAAGCAGGGCACUAAAAUUGAUAAGGUGCUCAACUUUGCAAUUGACGAUGCCAUUCUAGAAGAAAGAAUAACUGGCCGAUGGAUCCAUUCAUCAACUGGUAGAACAUACCACUCAAAAUUUGCACCUCCAAAGGUCCCAGGUGUUGAUGAUGUAGGUUAA